CAAUUCCUACCCACCUAACGUAAUCUUCAGAUCAUUUAGCCGGGGAUUCCGACUUUUGACUCACCCGAGUUGUUCAUACUCUCUCUCUCGCUCUCGUUGAGUCUUGAACCUGUGGCGUUGCGUGUGGAAUCAAUCCAUCCGAGUCACAGUUUCGAGCAGAAUGGCUGUUUCGGUGAAGCAGAUGGCCCUGAUUGUGGCCACUUUCGGUGUUCUGUCCUUCAUCUUGGGAGUGAUUGCUGAGAAUAAGAAGCCUGCAGCUGGAACUGUGAUUACCGGUAAAGAUGUUGUAAUUUGCAAGUAUCCAUCUGACCCUACCGUUGCUCUUGGGUAUCUGUCCUUUGCAUUCCUUGUGUUGUGCACCGUGGCGGGCUACUGGUCUCUGUUUUACCCGUACAAGGGAAGGUCCGUCCCUCAAUCAGCUUUUUUCCAGAAUACUAGCUUCGUCGUCUUCUUCAACAUUGCCUUGUUCGUGGGGGGGUUGGCAGCGGCUCUGCUGUUAUGGCCGACAAUUACUGAGCAACUGCACCAGGCGCACAAUGUUCACAAGAACCUCAGCUACACAUGCCCCACGGCCAAGACCGGUCUAUUCGGUGGUGGAGCAUUUCUGUCACUCGAUUCGGCUCUCUUCUGGCUUGUUGCCCUUAUGCUAGCGGACAACACCCGUGAGGAUUUCUUUGACGAGGUUGAUGGGCCCCGGAAGGAUGUUGAUCAAGGUCAGGUUCUCACAAACGAAUAUGAGGCGGAUGGGCAUAUCAAGGGGGUUGCCUAGUAAGUGUGAUCGGUUGGAAGGAUUUGGCAAACAUAAAAACUCUGUUAUUCGCUUUAGGCCCUCUAGGGAGCCCACUAGGGAUGCUGUAAAUGUCAGUUGCUACUUAAGAUAUGGUCAUCGAGCUCGGGACUGUUUUCUUAUUUUUAUAAAAUGCUAUGGGUUUAAUGGUUA
Syzygium oleosum is the source of this 940-nucleotide messenger RNA. RefSeq lists its product as uncharacterized. The transcript is spliced from 4 exons. The record is from RefSeq and is a predicted model, not a curated record. Bases 161 to 769 code for a protein of 202 amino acids. Lineage: Eukaryota; Viridiplantae; Streptophyta; Magnoliopsida; Myrtales; Myrtaceae.